AUGGAGACCGUCGCAUUUGCACAGCUGAGAGGUGUGUGCACAGGAACACGGCUAGAUUUGGAGCAUAUCCAUACGCGGAACUACGGACGCUUAUGUGUAGAUGUAAAGAGGCAGAUCCGGAAACUGUUCUGGAGCAAUGGUCGUCAGAAGAAAAGAGAUAUCUUUGGCAGCAUUUCAAGCUAA
Toxoplasma gondii ME49 is the source of this 183-nucleotide messenger RNA. RefSeq lists its product as hypothetical. The record is from RefSeq and is a predicted model, not a curated record. NCBI's taxonomy places the organism in Eukaryota, Apicomplexa, Conoidasida, Eucoccidiorida, Sarcocystidae. The transcript is spliced from 2 exons. The coding region runs from base 1 to 183 and encodes 60 amino acids.